Messenger RNA from Pseudogymnoascus verrucosus, 851 nucleotides. RefSeq lists its product as uncharacterized. Bases 402 to 851 code for a protein of 149 amino acids. The record is from RefSeq and is a predicted model, not a curated record. NCBI's taxonomy places the organism in Eukaryota, Fungi, Ascomycota, Leotiomycetes, Thelebolales, Thelebolaceae. The transcript has a single exon.
AUUUGUGGUAUGGGUCCUGCCAAAGAGGAAACCCCUGAAGUAGCCUUUGUUCUUUGGUUCAAACGAAAUGGUUCGAUACUCACGACCUAAAUUUGAGACCAUCAGCUAUCUUUGUGUGGCUUCACAAUCACCAUUCAGGGUCCCUUUAGUCCUUUUACGCAACCCUAUCGCCACUAAUUUUGAUACAGACUGAAUAACAAUUUAAUAUAUAGCACGAUUAAUGCCUCUCGGCCAUUAUCCUCCUUCCAUAUUCACUCUCCAUACACCCAACUCCGUUUCUCAAACGUCUUGACAGCCAAUACUCACUGUUGCAAAUAUCCCACGGCAUUUCAAGAACCUCCAAAGCACAAUACAAAAAGAUUCCUUUUCAGAUCCAACAUUAUCACAACUGAACCCCCAAAAUGUCUGCCGCAGCGACAUCCCUCGCUCCUCCCCCCACCUCUCUCGACAGUUUCACAACCGACCUCUUCCUCGCCCUCCACUCCCCCACAACCCCCCAAUCCAGCCUCGCCAUAACCCGCGCAUUCACCCUCAUCCUCCGCGCGCACAAUCUCUCGUCUCACCUCCGAAUCGCCCACCUCCACGAGCACGACUCCCAACAAGCAUCCGGGAGCCAAGUUACAUGUGCCACUGAUUUCUCUAUGCACGGCGCUGAGGCGGGGGGGAUGGUGCCGGUUGCUUGGGCUGUUAAGGGAGGGAUGGUGGUUCCUGUUGAGUAUUUUCCGGGCUGGGGAAGAGGGGCGGGGAUCAAUUUCGAGGGGGAGAUGCUGAGAGAGUUUGUGAGGGAGUUUGUGGGUGUUGUGAGGGAGUGUGGGCUUGAGGGGGUGGUUGGGCUGAGGUUGGUGCAGUAG